AUGUCGACAGUAUUUGGUGUUACAAUCUUGGCAUUUAUCAAUUCAUACAUGGUGCUUGUGUUUUUCAAAACAAUCUUCCUGGUCAUCGUUAUUGGUGUAUUUCAUGCUCUUCUGCUACUGCCCAUAGUUCUGUGCAUGACCGCCCCGGUCACUGAUCGAAUUAAUGAACAGUGUUGUGAGCAGCCAACAAAUUCUAGCCAAGAUAUUGGUGCCGAUUCUAGGUUGCAAAGUGGACCCCACAAACUGGUAAUUGGUGUUAAGUGA
Molecule: messenger RNA, 264 nt
Organism: Gongylonema pulchrum
Lineage: Eukaryota; Metazoa; Nematoda; Chromadorea; Rhabditida; Gongylonematidae
Source: the annotation of a GenBank genome assembly